This is a messenger RNA of Asparagus officinalis (garden asparagus), 1473 nucleotides long. RefSeq lists its product as uncharacterized. The record is from RefSeq and is a predicted model, not a curated record. The transcript has 4 exons. The coding region runs from base 1 to 645 and encodes 214 amino acids. Lineage: Eukaryota; Viridiplantae; Streptophyta; Magnoliopsida; Asparagales; Asparagaceae.
AUGGAGUUCCAAGAUUUCGAAACACAGGCGAAGCGGUACAGAGAUUUGGCGGGCAGUCGAGAGAGAAUCUCAACCAGCAAGUCACACUUAACAGUUAACACUAUAAUUUUGACCCGUAACCCGUACCCGACCCGUUCAUAUGUAAAAUCCCUCAAAGGGAACCUAAACCCUAGCUCCAUUCUCCAAGCCUCCAACAACUCCCCAAGCCUACAGCCGCCACUCGCCAGCCCACUUCCUCCGCGGCUCCGCCUAGCAGUUCCGCUUCCGCAAGGACCGCAACUCAGUCCCGAAUCCAAGCCUCCAUUCUCCAAGCCUCCCGAUCUCAAGUGCGAAUCCCGAUCUCCAGGUCUCCGGAAUCUCAGUCCCGUUUCCCGAUCUCCAAGUCUCCCGAUCUCCGAUGAACACGGUAUCCUCAAGAAGGAAACGACGAGCAUGCCAUUGAGGAACACGGAACAGAUCGCACUCCCCAAAUACUCUCAGGCACUUUUCAGAGUCAAGUUUUUUCGAGUGAUGAAGAUCACGAAACUGGAAAAGAAACUGGCAGUUGUAUCUCUGUUGACUGCAAGGUACCCAGCAGGUUACAACAGUUACCUUGUUUUUCAGUUCUUACCCUCAGGAUUUGAAGAGGUAUACUCGAAUUACUGAUCCAGGUUAUUGGAAGAGGUCGGGGAGAUUAAGUGAUGUCAAGCCUGAUUGCUUUCGAUUCGAUUACACAUGAGCUGUGGGAGGAAAGUUCUUAGUUGUGCAUUUCUUGGUUAUUGUUUGUCUUAUUUAUUUCACACCUUUUUGUCUCUCUCGAGCUAUCAAUCUUGACACCCAAUUUGGCAGGUACCCAGCAGGUUGCAGCAGUUGCACUGUUUUUCAAUUCUUACCCUCAUGAUUCGAAGAGGUAUACUCGAAUAACUGAUCCAGGUUAUUGGAAGAGGGCAGGGAGAUUAAAUGAUGUCAAGCCUGAUAGCUUUCGAUUCGAUUACACCUAUGAGCUGAAGGAGGAAAGUUCUUAACAGAGAACAUUGACUUACAUGAGUACUGUUUACAAAAGGAGCGGAAGAAUAACAAAUUCUCAUUGUGCUACAUAUAUCAUAAAAAGGAGAAAAGAGUAGUAGUUGAUGAUAUUGUUCCAUGAGUGAGUUUGCAACUAGUCAUUUGUACAGAGUUAGGUCUUGACUAUUCAUUGUACAUAAUUCUGGUACAAUAACUUUUUACUGUACAUAGUUAGUUUCUGACUAUUCAUUGUUUACUAUCAGUGAUUGUAUAAGAAUCUCUGUUUGUUGAUGGGAAAAUUGGGGGUGCUGUAUAUAUAUACAUGCAAUCAAUGGUAGUAAACAAUGAAUAGUCAGAAACUAAAUCUGUACAGUAAAAAAGUUAUUGUACCAGAAUUAUGUACAAUGAAUAGUCAAAAACUAACUCUGUACAAAUGACUAGUUGAAAACUCACUCAUGGAACAAUCUCAUCAACUAGUACUCUUUUCUA